Molecule: messenger RNA, 2786 nt
Organism: Arvicola amphibius (Eurasian water vole)
Lineage: Eukaryota; Metazoa; Chordata; Mammalia; Rodentia; Cricetidae
Product: NXPE family member 3-like
Exons: 6
Coding region: 1037-2593 (518 amino acids)
Source: RefSeq, a predicted model, not a curated record
UGUGCUGCGUCAUUCAGGCUGGCUCCUGGAUGACUCUCCAGUGGCUUUCCUAAAUGUAAGAUCUUGCAUUCUCCAGUAGCUCUAUUCCCUGCCCCUUCCCUGGGUAAGGCUGGAGGCCUCAAGAGCAGCCAUGCACCCUCCUAUGCCUGAGGCAAAGAGCUGACUGAUGGCAAUAACCCCUGCAGCUUCCCCCACCAUUGCAGGUGCAGGAAGUGGCAAGCAAAUCCUGAUACUGUAACGUGAAGUGGGGUAACACCCCUCCCAACCUGAGUUGACUACCACUAGGCCCUUCAAAAGGGAAAUGAAACAGGGCUAGAUUGUGGGAGCCACUACUCUAACUGCUGAUAACAUGAAAGUAAAAACAGUCUGCCAAGAGAACAGGAACAAUCAGGCCGUCCGGGAAACAGAUGUGAUCCAGGCUCAGGCCCUGGUCCUAUUCUCAUCGCUACUGACCUUCUGUGACUUUAAAACACCUAGGUUAUGGAGCCAGCCUGACCUCCCCACUUAUGGCCAUUGCUGCGGUUCUUUCCGUGUCCCUCUAUUUGAUGUCAUGUAAUUGUAUACACAAAGUGAAAGGGUUCACGGAAAUUGGAAGUGAACCAGUGAAUCAUCUCCUUUAUGAUGGGAGGGCCUUUUAAACUCCCGAUGCUGUGGAGAGACCUGGAUUCGUACUUAUAGUUCCACAAGAGUCCACACCGUGCGGAUCUCUCCAUGGGACAAUUCAAGAGCUACAAGAUCCUGACCGUGGGGUUAAUCGUUCUGAUUUUGGUAAGUACUUUCCUUGCCUCUUAUUGGCAUCAUUACUGCUUCUCCGUGUUUGGGUUGGUUAAAUGCUUUAGCAUUGGAGAGUGGACUGAGGGAAAUGCUCAUUCUUUUUCCUCCCACCCCUGAGAGACAUCUGGGAGCAUCAGCUGCAGGGGAGAGCAUCAUCUAAGAAGCAGUAUGAGCAGCUGCAUGCUGGAGUCAUCAGGGAAUCUAAAGUCAGAAGUUUUUAGGAAGUCCCCAAGGAGAAAAAAGAGGAGUGUUCUGUCUCAGGAUGUCUUGGCCUGAGCCCAUGAACCAUUGGAUCCCACCACCCUAUCGUGCCUCUAAACAUGGCUCUGAGCCCAACAACUGGGACUCUCUCCCUCAAGAACUCACCAACCUGACCAGCCUUCUGUACUGGCCUUCAACUGGUGGCAACAAAGAUGACUUUUUGGCUUCUACUAGCCCCAAAACCUCAACUUACCAUUUGAAGGGUCCUGCCCAGACCAACUAUACUCUGGGAAGUAAUCUAGAGGCCAUUCUUGUGGCUAGGGACCACCAGGGUAGGCCCAAGACUCAUGGUGGAGAUCUGUUUCGGGCACAGCUUCUGGGCCGGGAGUUGAAAGCAGGAGUCCCAGGGGAGGUGAAGGAUCUGGAGAAUGGCACAUACCUCUUGUCCUUCCCCCUGCUCUGGACUGGACCAGCCCAGGUGCAAGUGAGGCUGAUCCACUCCAGUGAGGCAGUCGGGGUCCUACAGAGGGUCUGGAAAGGAAAACGGGCCACUGUUGACUUUAGGGGGUAUUUUCGAGGCAGGAAUGGCUCUCAAGAGACUGUGAUCUGCAACGUGGACCCCCAGUCAACUGGAGCCCAAGGGCCCACCUGCCAGUACAGGGAUGUGGUCUCUGGGGAGCUCUGGUUCUGUGCUCAACCCGCUACUCUGCCCUGCGAUGCUUUAGUCGGUCACUCCAGUGGAAGUUACCUGAAGGUGACCACACGGCAUGAUGAAGAACUGAUGGCUGGGAGUGUGACUGACCAGCCACUCCCUUCAGGCAUAUCUCCCAUCCUGGUGACACCAGCAGCCAUUGGGAACGUGAGUGAUGUGGCCUUGCCUCCUCGGCCCCCAUGCCGCCCUGGCCACCUGUCUCCAAAACCCUCUGGCUUCUACUACCAAGACAGAUGGCACUCAACAUUCUGUUCUAGCCGCUCUUUCCCCACUAUAGACAGCAUCCUGAACUGCCUGGCUGGCCGCAUUGUCUACAUGAUGGGGGAUUCCACCCUUCGGCAGUGGUGGGAGUAUCUGCGAGACACAGUGCCCUCUCUGAAGCCGGUUGACCUACACGUCCAAUACCAGGCGGGGCCCCUGAUGGCUGUGGACACAACUCGGGGGACAGUGUUGCACUGGAGGGCCCACAGCUGGCCGCUGCGCUCUCGCCGCACUCCAGUGGCCUCCUUGCACUCUGUGGCCAGAGUUCUGCAUGGCCUGGCCGGGGGUCCCUACACGGUGGUGGUGCUCGGCAUGGGAGCCCACUUCACCACCUUCCCCCCAUCCAUCUUUGCUCGAAGACUGGCAGGGAUUCGGGAAGCUGUGAAAGCCCUGCUGGACAGGGAACCCAGUACUCUGGUGGUUAUCAAACUGGCCAAUACUGGCUACAAAUCCGUGUAUGGCAGUGACUGGCUCACAAUCCAGGUGAACAGGUUCCUCCGAGCUGCCUUUGAUGGUCUCCAAGUGGCCUUUGUGGAUGCAUGGGAAAUGACCUCCAGCUUGGCUCUACCGGACGACAUCCACCCAAAGAAGCUUAUUGUCCGCAACGAGGUGGAAUUGUUCCUGUCCUUCGUCUGUCCCACCUGAGUGCUCCUGAGGGACCUGAGAAUGAAUGGAGGCAGAGCCUGAGUGGGGGCCAUCAAAAUGAUGGACAGCAAAUGAUGGGUAGCUGAAGCUACCCCUGGCUUACCCGCUAUAACACUCGGGUCACCAUAUUUUAUGCAUCUUUCUAUGGACCACACGGAUAAGUCUAAUUUUAUAUAAAUGAGAUGAUAUUUUA